AUGCAGAAUGGUUUUGUUCAAUAGCUUAUAAUAUAGAUACCUCAACUAUGUUAGUAGGUUGUAACAAAUUUAUUAAAGUAUUUGAAUACAAAUAAGAAUAAUUAAAAUAAACUCAGCUUCUAAAUAAAUAUUUAAAUGAAGUUCUUAUGUAUUUUUUAAAAAGUAAAGCAUACUUUGAAUUUUAUGUAGAAAUCAAAUUAAUAUAUCUUUGGAAGUUAUGAGUUAAAAAUAUGGUCUUUCAAUAAAAAAUUAAUGGAUUUAUAAAUAGAAAUUAAAUAAACAUACAAGUUAUAUUCGCUGUUUAUAAUUGAACAAUGA
Molecule: messenger RNA, 318 nt
Organism: Paramecium sonneborni
Lineage: Eukaryota; Ciliophora; Oligohymenophorea; Peniculida; Parameciidae
Source: the annotation of a GenBank genome assembly